GCCACUUCAUGAACGAGUUAAGCCAGAAACCCAAACAUCAGCCGAAAACUUCUGAGCACGGGAGAGACCGAAUAUUUAUAAUCCGAGUCUGUCUUUCUAAACCCUUCCCAUUAAUAAGGAUGAUUAUGUUCAGGUUCUGACACGAAUGUCCAGUGCCAAAGAUUGUAAAACUGAAAAACAAGGGACAAAGGAAGAAAGGUAACAACUUGUACAUGAAACCAUUGGUGAAGGUGGAAAGCAAAGUGAAGGGAUUCUAAGAGAGUUGGCCUUCUUUUCAUCUUUGUCUUGUUCAAGUUCUCCCAUUGCAGGCAGCAGCUAUAGAACCACCAUUGCUGUGAACCUGCUGCUGCUUCUUUUGCUGCUGCAGAUGACUGUUUAAGCCCCAUAUUCGAAUCGUACCAUCAUCACUGGCUGAUGCCAACAUGUGUGGAUUCACAGGAUUCCAGCUGACGCAGUUUACGGAUCCCGAAUGCCCUGGCAAUGUCCCUAUCAGCUCCCCUGAUCCUCUAUGCCAUAUAUAUACCUGGAAAAUCAUCAACAUGAACAUAAAUAAAAAUCCCAGCGAUUAUUAUGCUGAUAAGGACGACUCUGACAAUGAUGCUUCACAAAAUGCAGAAAACUUCCAGGCUCUAAUUGCACCCCCUUCUAAUCUACAACAGCAGGCUCUGUAGACAAAGAGAGCCUGCAUUCCUCACCAAAAUACUUCUCUUGAAAGAAAGUAAAAGAUUCCACAUUCUUAACAUCCUUGCCAGACAUAAACACUUCUUUUUUACACAAGUUAAUCGGAAGUUAAAAGAACCUCACGUUCAUAACAUCGAUAAGCAUGGAGUAUGAUGACCGGUAAAGAAAAAGGAAGUUGCUCUAAACUAAUGACAAGCUACUUAUGAUUAAAAUAAACAAGUGUGUGCGUAAAGCAAGCGUGAAAUUUCAUACCUGUGAGUCUUCACUGCCACUGGCAAUAAAAGCUUGUUCAGAUCCUCCAAAACAGGAUUUGAUGACAAAUCGGGUACGCUUGUGACCUUUGUACUUGGCAACAAGAUUGAUAUCACCAUCUAUGUUCCACAGAUGGAUUUCCUGACCCACAAGGUUAACCAACAAGUACCUAUUAUCCCUUGACAACGAGAAUGAAGUUAUGGUUUGGUCCUCCUCAAUCACUCUCUCAGACUUUGCUUCCCUAUCAAGUAUGAGAAUUGCAGUUUCCUUGGAUAUGGACAUAAUCUCCUUUCCGUCACUAGUGAUUUCCAAAUCUGAAAUUCUGAGAGUUCGUUGACCUUUCCAACACUCUAUCUCCUUCCCAUCCAAUCCCCACACGCUAAUGCUCCUAUCAUUAACACCAGAAAAUAUCCAUUUCCCAUCUGGGGACCAUCCACAUGAAACUAGGCCAACCCCAGCUUUCUCAUAAACAUGGAGGCAUUCACCAGAUGCAACAUCCCAGCAUCUAACAGACUCCUCAACACCACAAGUGAGGAGUUUAUGAUCAUCAGAACUCCAUGAAACAGAGGAUACGGGUUUAUGAUGGCCAGAAAGUUUAUGCUUUAAAGAAACAUCACCAUUUGCACUGACCUGGUAAAAAAUAAGGCAAAAUAACAUUAGUACUAAACAAGGAAGACAGAAACAUCACAAGAACAAGGAUUGAAAAGCAUAAAGCUAUUGUGCAUGGCUGCUGCAGGCUACACAGUAAGUAGAGCUCAUAAACAGAUACAGACAUUAAACAUCAGCAAAUGACUAACAUAUGAUGGUCCUAAUUUAGCUUAAGGAGAUUCAGAAACAACUGCUUCCAAAGAUAUGUUUUGCCUUGUGACCGAUGAAUUUCCUUGACCAUGAUCUACCACAAAAUAUUGUGACAAUGUGAACAUUGUCCAAGCAAAUAACUUUCCAUCCUAAUACAACACGGGUAGCCCCGUGAGAUCUUUUAUUGCUUAAUCAGCUCAUUCCAUAGAGGAAAUUAAUAAAUAACGAGAGAAAAGCUUACUGUCUAAAGCAGAACAACUUCUCAAUAUCCAUUUGAAGAAGCGAUGACUCUACUGGACUUCAUUAAACACAUGAAGUUCGA
Messenger RNA from Linum trigynum, 2053 nucleotides. The record is from the annotation of a GenBank genome assembly. NCBI's taxonomy places the organism in Eukaryota, Viridiplantae, Streptophyta, Magnoliopsida, Malpighiales, Linaceae.